UGUUUACCUCGCUCGAGUUGGAGAUGGAGAUGGGAGGAUUACUCUAAAGCACACACGGUUUAUUAAGGCAGGCGCUAAGUUAAAGUGAGGGCUGCCUGCCCUGCUGGUGGUGCUGUCAGGUUAUGCUUUUCUUUUGGCUUUGUUUCGUUUUAGUGCUUGCGGAGCUCUCCUUAGCCUCGUAGCCCCUGCCUAGACACACACAGCAGCAAGCAAUCGAGCAGCAAGCAAUCGAGGGGGCGGAGGUAAGUGUGUGGCCAAGAAACAAACCAGGCAGCAAUCCAAUCCAAUCCGGCCGUAAAAAAGGAGGAGUGUUUUUAAGUAGGGCAACAAGGCCCUGGGAGAGGGGAACAGUAGGGGCGCGUAGAUCCUGCGGGCUAGGGGGGACAAAUGUGGCUGGCUGCUGGGCGCGAGCAAGCAAUGUGGGAUUUGGGAGGUGGAGGAGGCAGUAGCAGGAGCAGCGGCGGCGGCAGCUGGUGAGCUAGGAGGCCUCUGGACGCGCGAAAGGAAGGGAGACAAGCGAAACAAAGAGCGGUGGGAUCACAGCGCGGCGGCAAUGGCGGAGUCAAUUAGUAGCCUAGACGAGGACGACGGCUUCUUCGACGGAUCUUGCAGGGAGAGUGUGGCGUCGGCCAUGGGGUUUUGCAAGCAGGACGGGAAAUCUUCCAGGCGGAAGACCGCCGUUCGCCCCAGCUUAGAAACGGAAGACAUCAUACACUUGCUCCACGGCUCAGAUCCAAUCAAAGUGGAGCUCAACCGGCUCGAGAAUGAAGUGCGAGACAAAGAUCGAGAGCUGUGCGAGGCGCACGCAGAGAUCAAGGCCCUGCGCCAGACGGAGCGGCUCAAGGAGAAGGCCGUCGAAGAGCUAUUUGACGAGCGUGAGAAGUUGCAAGAAAAGCUCAAGGCCAUGGAAAUUGCUCUGGAAAACAAGAACCUGGAUCUCAAGAGGACCAACGAUGAGAGGAAGUCGGCGCUAGCAGCCCAAGCUGCAGCAGAGGCGACACUACGGCGGCUGCAUGCCUCCCAAAAGGACGAAGAUUUACUGCCCCUGGAAGCCAUCUUGGCACCCGUAGAAGCAGAGCUCAAGAGCACCCGCAACGAUUUUCUCAAGCUGCAAGACGAUAACAAGGCCCUCGACCGGUUGACAAAGUCCAAGGAGGCUGCUCUUCUCGAGGCUGAAAGAGCAGUUCAGAUUGCGGAAGCCAAAGCCUCGCUCGUGGAUGACUUGCAGAAUCGGAAUCAAGAACUUCUCAAACAGAUUGAGAUCUGCCAGGAAGAGAACAAGAUAUUGGACAAGAUGCACCGGCAGAAGGUGGCGGAGGUGGAGAAACUGAGCACUACCGUGGCAGAACUGGAGGAAGCACUUCUUGCGGGAGGAGCCGCAGCAAAUGCUGCGCGUGACUUUGAGCGCCAAGUACAUCACCUCAUGGAAGAGAAACGGACGCUUGAGCGGGAACUGGCGCGUGCCAAGGUAACAGCAAACAGAGUGGCAGUCGUCGUUGCAAACGAAUGGAAGGAUGCAAACGACAAGGUCAUGCCCGUGAAACAAUGGCUUGAAGAGAGGAGAUUCAUGCAGGGAGAGAUGCAGCAGCUCCGUGACAAGCUAGCAACUACGGAACGCACCGCAAGGAGUGAAGCCCAACUCAAGGAGAAGCUCCAAGUCCGGCUCAAGGUUCUGGAAGAGGGGUUGAGAACAUCCACCAACGGUUCCACUCGGAAGCACGACGAUUUUUUGCGAAGCGGGACGAAUGGUGCCAGUGUGCGUCGUCAAUCAACAGGCGGGUCGGACAUUGGUAAUGGCGUGGCCAGGCGGCGGCCGUCAAUGUCAUCAGCGUCGCAGAUGCGGGGCUCGGUGUCGGGCUCCACCAUCCUCAAGAACGGCAAGUUUGGAUCCAAGGCGUUUGACGGAAGCAAGUCGCUGGAUGCGGGCCGGUUUAAAGCCUACGCUAACGGGUGCGAGGAGCCAAGAAAGGUGUCCUCGGCUGCGAGUGGGGCUGGCGGCGGCGGCGGCGGCGGUGGUGGUGGCGGCGACGUAAAGCCUGAGGCCGGCAAGGUGGAGGGAGCAACAGUCGCUGCAGCCGACGACAACGUGUCCGUCCUCUUCUAUGAUAUGUUGCAAAAGGAGGUGGUGACACUGCGCAAGUUGGGCCACGAGAAAGACCAAAGCCUCAAGGACAAGGAUGACGCAAUCGAGAUGCUGUCCAAGAAGGUGGAUACGCUGACCAAGGCAAUGGAAGUAGAGGCGAAGAAGAUGCGUAGGGAGGUAGCAGCAAUGGAGAAGGAGGUGGCCGCGAUGAGAGUAGACAAGGAGCAGGAGAACAGAGCACGGCGUCUUAGCAUUGCAAAGGGGAGUGUAAAUAGUUCCCAUGCGUCAUCGAGGGGAGGAUUGAUGAGAAGCCCAUCAGACAUCAUGAGGUGAAUUGAGACACGGCAAUGCGGCGAGCGAGGCGACUAACAUACACACGACGACGAAGAUUUAGUCUCUCUUUUUAUAUUUCCUGUGUGUUGUGGGUUUUACUAUGCUGUAAAAUUGAACACGUUCAUGUU
Selaginella moellendorffii is the source of this 2544-nucleotide messenger RNA. Its product is annotated as microtubule-associated protein 70-1. Gene Ontology annotation, molecular function: microtubule binding. Gene Ontology annotation, biological process: cytoskeleton organization. NCBI's taxonomy places the organism in Eukaryota, Viridiplantae, Streptophyta, Lycopodiopsida, Selaginellales, Selaginellaceae. The transcript is spliced from 11 exons. The record is from RefSeq and is a predicted model, not a curated record. Bases 554 to 2416 code for a protein of 620 amino acids.